UCUAAUAUGAGGAAGUCAGAAUCUCACAAAAGGACAUUUAUGGCAGAAGAAGAGCAAGGAGGGGGAGGAGAAGAAGAAGACGAUGCCCUUACCACCAUCGCCGAGGCCAGUGUUCUUCUUAGCUCCUUUAUCUCAAUUCGAAGUAAGAUCAAUUUGACACAAUAGUCUAUAGAAGCAGUGUUAUUAUAAAGAGAAAUGGGGAGGGGGUCCUGUAUUUUCUCUAAGACUAACAAGCGUCGCUUGAAGAAGAAAUCGGGUCCACCAUCUCCACCAGUAACAGUACCAGCACCUCCUCCUCUACCGUUGAGGGCAUCAUCGCCAACGCAGCAGUUGAUUGAUGGCAGUGGUAAUACUAAUAAUAAUAGUUUGAUUGCGGCGUCGACGGGCGGGAAGCCCAAAAAGAAGGCUGGAGGGGCGAGGCUGUGGAUGAGGUUUGAUAAGUUUGGGAAUUCGGAGCUGAUGGAAUGUGAUAAAAGCACAAUUAUUAAGCGUGUGGCGAUUCCGGCUAGGGAUUUGAGGAUUCUUGGCCCUGUCUUCUCUCAUUCCUCUAAUAUUCUUGCCAGGGAGAAAGCCAUGGUUGUCAAUCUAGAGUUCAUACGGGCUAUAGUUACAGCUGAAGAAGUCUUGAUAUUGGAUCCUUUACGCCAGGAGGUUCUUCCAUUUGUGGAUCAGCUUAGGCAGCAAAUUCCUCUUAAAAGGCCAGUCAAUAACCAGGGAGCAGGACAGGCAGAUACCCAAGAUAAUGAAAUGCACAUUUCAGCAGGUGGGCAAUGGCUGCCUGUUCCAGAAGCUGUUGAAGGUCUUCAAAGUGAGCUUCCGUUUGAGUUUCAGGUUCUUGAGGUUGCAUUGGAGGUUGUCUGCACAUAUUUGGACUCCAAUGUGGCAGACCUAGAGAGAGAUGCUUAUCCUGUUUUGGAUGAGUUAGCCAGGAAUGUUAGCACCAAGAAUCUUGAACAUGUGCGAAGUUUAAAAAGCAAUCUCACGCGUCUACUUGCACGCGUGCAGAAGGUGAGGGAUGAAAUUGAACAUCUACUAGAUGAUAAUGAAGAUAUGGCAGAUUUAUAUUUGACAAGGAAGUGGAUCCAGAAUCAGCAAUCUGAGGCUUUAUUGGGACCUGCCGCGUCAAAUGGCAUUCUCCCUGCUGCCCCACACCUCCAUCGACUUAAUUCUUGUCACAGUGCGAGUAUGAUGACUGGCGGCAGUUUGGAUCAAGAUGAUGUGGAAGAAUUGGAGAUGCUGUUUGAAGCUUAUUUUAUGCAGUUGGAUGGAACACGUAACAAGAUUUUGUCUGUUCGUGAGUAUAUUGAUGAUACGGAAGACUAUGUCAACAUCCAACUUGACAACCAGCGAAAUGAACUCAUUCAACUGCAGCUGACAUUAACUAUUGCAUCAUUUGCAAUAGCAUUGGAUACCUUGAUAGCAGGAUUCUUUGGCAUGAAUAUUCCUUGUCGAUGGUACCAUAUGGAUGGAAUAUUUGACUACUUUGUUGGAGUUAGUUCAGCGGGAUGUUUCUUACUUUUCCUGCUCAUUCUUGGAUAUGCUAGAUGGAAGAAGCUACUCGGUUCGUAAAUUUAGCUCAUUUUCAAUAAUACCAUGUUCCAAUUAUUUGGAUUCACACAACCAAUUACCUUGAUACUCCUGGUAAAUGAGAAAGUCUUUUGAAAUAUAUACUUGGUAGAUGGUGCAACUGAUCUGCAUCAAAUUUGCUUUUUUGAGUUCUGUACAUGAUGAAAUACAUUCAAUGUAUUAUUUUGUGGCAAAUAAUAUUCUCUAUUUUUUAAACUUCUAAGAUGAUGAUGACUUCAUUUA
Messenger RNA from Jatropha curcas, 1809 nucleotides. It is a transcript of the gene MGT6, whose product is annotated as magnesium transporter 6. Gene Ontology annotation, biological process: magnesium ion transport; transmembrane transport. Gene Ontology annotation, molecular function: magnesium ion transmembrane transporter activity. NCBI's taxonomy places the organism in Eukaryota, Viridiplantae, Streptophyta, Magnoliopsida, Malpighiales, Euphorbiaceae. The record is from RefSeq and is a predicted model, not a curated record. Gene Ontology annotation, cellular component: membrane.